CAGUAAACCGGGCUUCAUUUAUCUCCAAACAUUUCUGUACAAACACCAGCUCUGUAAAGUAAAUGUAUAUAUUUAAGAAUUAAAGUAGCAAGACAAACAUGGAGAAGAGCACACAGAAGAUCAACAAUGAGGACCGCCAGAACUUUGUGGCCACUCGGAUGAGUCUGCCGCUUUUUAUGGCGUCUCGCAAUCGUAUUAGAAGGGAAAAUUUGCCGCGACUGGAGAAGCAAUUUAAGUUGGCUGGUCAGCAUUACAAUGUGGCUUGCCAAAAGGAAAACCGACGAGAGGCCUUCAGCAAGGCCACCUAUGACCAGUACCGCCACAUUACGGGCUUCGACAAGACGCCAAAGAAUCCGUAUCCGGAACGGCGACCGCUCCACAUCGAUCGAAACAUGACCAAAUGGAGGGGCUGGCAACUGCCCCCCAAUCAUUACGGAGUGCCCCCGGAACCGUACCUCCGGCUGAAGGGCACCAAGGGCUCCGUAUUCGCCAAGCCGCACACGAAUCACAGUCGGGUAUCCAUCAAACCACCGCCUUACCACUUCUACGAACUUCCGGCGGAAAUCGAGAGGCUCUUCAAGCGCCCGAACCUGCAAAAGGGCAUCUUCCUUUCAAAUGCCCGCGAUCGUCGACCGACCACGCACGCGAUGAUAUCCAAUCUGUCUGGCUGCUGGCGUAAUCCCAAGGAUGCCGGUCCCUGCGACACGCAUACAAACAUCUUUGAGCUGGCCGCAAAUGCCGUUCCCGUCACAAAGACACCGCGCCCCAAUCCGCACCUGUUCCUGCGCCUCUCCUGCGUGCCCACCAAGCCCAAUCGGUUGAUCCGGCGCCACAUUAGCAUGGAGCCGGCUCCUGGGCGUUACUGCACCAGUUAUCCGAACGUGUGUCCUUGUCCGGCGGGCAAGACCAGUGUGGCGGGACUGCAGCUGAUGAUCGAUGACCAGAAGCGUCUGAAGUUUCGCCGCUUGCCAUUUGAGAGGAUCAGUCGAAAGCGACUCUGUGAGCCGGAUUGGCGCCACGUCGAGGGACAGGGCCACCGGCAUCUCUUCCUGAUGGGGCGCAGGGAUAGACCAAAGCCCUCCAAGAAACCCACUUCCUCGAAAAAGCAGGGCAAGCCGAUCAGCAUGUAUGCCGAUUCCAAGUACAUUAACAUGCUGAGCCAGCCGCAGCGACAUCCCAUAUCCAUCCGGACGUAUCCGGUCCCGCCGUACGUGCCCAAGAUCACCUACAACUGUGCGGCCAAGCGCGUGAUCCGCAAGCAAUUGAAGAACAACAAGAAGAUCGCCUUCAAUAGUGGCCAGGAGCGGUGGAAGGAUGGCGAGCGACCGAUGCAGCUGACCGCCCGCCAACUGGAGGCCAUCAAGCAGAAGCUUCCGCCGGAGAGGCGUCUGAUGGACUACCCCAUUGAGCUGCCCGAGGUGAUUCCCAGUCGACUGACCCAGGUGCCCGACCACCAGCGGGUCACCUAUAUGCCCAAGUUGCGAAAGCGCCUGUUCAAGUUCCUGCCGAUUCCCGGCGCUCGGGUCUUGGUCACCGACAGCGACAUACGGCCGGACAUUGUUUUCGAUCCGGAGCACCCAACCGGACUGUAUCGGCGUAAGAUCGAUGAGACCGCCUUCUACAAGGACUCCGUGUUGCGGGCGAUGGAGAACCAGGAGGAUUUGGAUGCUAGCGGCUUGAACGAAUCGCCAUCCCAGUCCCAAUUGGAGUCCUCCCAUCACUCCGUAGGCCGGCACACUGAUGCCGUUUUGGAUCCGUCGCUACCCAAGAGCGUUUCCCAGAUAUCGGUUCAUGAAUAAUGUGGCCAAGGGGCUCUGCUCCACGUUUGUUCCAGUUUCAAAUCUUGUUCGUUUUUGAUUUAUGAUCCACGCCCCAGUGAAUUCACCGGGCCACAUGAAGUCAAGGAAAGCACUAAGUGAUGGCCGAAGAAAAAUAAGCUAAAAAGCCCUAAAUAAAGAUGGGAAAAUUAUUCACUUGGAAAA
Molecule: messenger RNA, 1982 nt
Organism: Drosophila erecta
Lineage: Eukaryota; Metazoa; Arthropoda; Insecta; Diptera; Drosophilidae
Exons: 4
Coding region: 99-1799 (566 amino acids)
Source: RefSeq, a predicted model, not a curated record